Molecule: messenger RNA, 896 nt
Organism: Corythoichthys intestinalis (scribbled pipefish)
Lineage: Eukaryota; Metazoa; Chordata; Actinopteri; Syngnathiformes; Syngnathidae
Gene: tmem17
Product: transmembrane protein 17
Exons: 5
Coding region: 252-800 (182 amino acids)
Biological process (GO): non-motile cilium assembly
Cellular component (GO): ciliary transition zone
Source: RefSeq, a predicted model, not a curated record
AACUGAAAACACGCACACAUAUUUCCUCGUUAAAGGGGGGGGAAAAAAAACAAGAAUAUGAGAUCAACUAAGUGUUAAAACACGUAUAAGUUCUUACUGUUGAUCCUGACACAAAAGCAAACGCAGAACGAUAGUGUCGCUCCUGUUGCCAUGGAGACCAAAGCAGCCUUUUUUCCCCUCUACGAACAGGAAGAGGAAGGUCGUUAUCCCGUUUUUCCCCGUUUUAGCAUUAGCCACCGAGUUUUUCCAGCAUGGACUUACCAGAUGCUAUCCGAAAACGUUUGGAGGACUUCUCUCGAAACUUCUUUGAGGACCCGAACGACCUGACCGCAAAGGAACGCUACACGUCGUCGACGCAAGGCAAGCCGGUUCUGUCCAGUUUGCCCCUCCAGAUGUCCCUCUUCUUCAACAUGUGCUUCUUCCCCCUGUGGUGCGUCACGGAGAUUGUCAUGUUGCAACUCAAAUAUUCUGCCUUGCCGGAAUACUACAGGACGGUCCUGAUUACCGUCCUCAUUCUCAUGACGCUGAUUGAGACCAUUCGACUUUACCUUGGCUAUGUGGGGAACCUGCGAGAAGAGAUCGCAGAGUUAGCUGGAUUUUGGCUGCUGAGCAUCUUGCUGCAGUUGCCGCAAAGCCUCUUCCAACUUUUCAACGAAGGCAUUCUCAUCCAGCCGCUAGAGAGGGGAAUUCACAUUGUUUUGGUGCUUUUUAUACUAUGGCAAGGCGUCGCCGGCUUCGCCGCUCUCCGGAAUUUGGUCCGACACACAGAGAGUCAAUUCCAUCUCCGCCAGUUUGACUAAUACAUCCAGAUGUGUCGAUCCCGUUAUGUUAUUUAACAAAAUGUCUAUUUUUGUAAAAUUUUGAUCUCGCUUUUGUGUGUGAAUAAAACGUGCAAU